Molecule: messenger RNA, 1933 nt
Organism: Esox lucius (northern pike)
Lineage: Eukaryota; Metazoa; Chordata; Actinopteri; Esociformes; Esocidae
Gene: rassf10b
Product: Ras association domain family member 10b
Exons: 1
Coding region: 320-1699 (459 amino acids)
Biological process (GO): signal transduction
Source: RefSeq, a predicted model, not a curated record
UGGCAGUAUUGUACGCACAGCAUGAAAAGCCCGCACCUGAGUGUUGACUUGAAAAGAGGUAACAGCAUCUGAGGACACAUGGACCUUACUACCGCUAGGAAUUACUUGAUUUCUGUGGGGCAGAAUAGCUACACUUUCAAGGAACUCGUAAUAUGAAAAAGUCUAUGAAUGGUGGGUCUUGCUUUUUCUCUGCAUGUAGCUUUAUGCAUGUGGAUUAACAUUGAGUUUAGCAAUUAAUGAUACGACUGAUCUGAUUAGUUUUCUUCUUCAAAACGAAUUCCGAAUGGUAUUCUGAGCGAAUAACGUUUCGUUUUAGUUUAUGAUGGAGUCCGAGGAAAGUAAGAUAUCCGUGUGGGUUUGCCGAGAGGAGAAACUUGUCUCUGGACUGUCAAAGCGCACCACCUGUGCUGAUGUGAUCAAAGUGCUCCUCGAGGACCAAAACCUGAAACAAUGUGUCACUGCGGCCAUGCUCUCGGCAUCACCUCAGUCUUAUUGCAUCGUAGAGAAAUGGAGAGGAUUUGAGAGAAUUUUGCCGAAUAAAACAAAAAUUCUUCGACUUUGGGGCGCUUGGGGAGAGGAGCAAGAGAACGUACGGUUUGUGUUGAUUAAAAACGAGGCUUCUUUGGCUAACCACCGACCCCGUAGCGCGGAGGCGCGUGUGGUGCUUAGCAAGGAGAGCCCGUGCGUUUACAAGGGGACAGUAAGAGCCACCAUGGGCUUCUCACCUGAGAAACAACGUCGGAUUGUAAGGAAAGCCUUCAGAAAGUUGGAUAAAAUAAAUAAAAAGAGGGCGCAAACGGUUUCCAAUGAUACAUCCUGUGGGGAGAAAAUGGAAACGUUGGUUCACCUGGUCAUAUCUCAGGACCACACAAUCCGCCAACAGGUCCAGAGAAUUAAAGAACUGGACAGAGAGAUCGAAAGGUAUGAAGCUAAAGUUCACUUUGACAGAAUGAAAAUGCAUGGGAUCAAUUAUGUGCAAGACACAUACCUAGUGGAUGCACAUCCAGACACACUCUGCAACCCAGAGGGUGAGAAGACGUCUUCUGCUGAGUCUGUAGCUCAGUUUGAGGAGUACACCCAAAGGUGUGAGGAGGUGAUCAGGCUACAGGAUGAAUUGGCAGAGCACGAAGCGCUCAUGGAGAGCAUUACUGUGGAAAUCCAAGAGGAACUGAACCAGCGGUGGAUGAAUCGAAGGCAGGAGGAACUGACAGGUAACGAAGUGGAACCCAGCUCAGAAGAGUCCACUAUGAGGGUAUCAACAACCCAUGAAACAUACACUUUAGAACUAGAGGCUGAUACUUCAUCAGAGAGUCAUUUACAUCUGGAGGAGGAGAGGAUUAAAACGCAGCUGGAUACCAGUUUAUACAUUGGGCUGUGCUUGAACACGGAUUUAGAGGCUACUCGAAAUCACUUGAACCUAACCCAGGAUAUUUUGGGGGCAAAAGAAAAGGAGAUAAGGGAUUUGCUGGAGAAAGUGAACUCACUGGACAUAGAGGAAGACGGUACACCAAGCGAGGGCAAUGUCUGCAACUCCGUGGUUGGCGAGGCCACAAUGAUGGAGAAGAGAAGUGAGUGGGUGGAGCAAGCUAGGGGGCUUUCAAAGACAUGCAAUGGCAAUGAUGAUGACUCAGACACUGGCCUGAGUUCCAUGCAUAGUCAAGACUCAGAUAACCCUCCUGUGAGUGAAUCAUUGGUAUAAGUUGUGAAGAUGCUUCCAGCUCCACUGGAAAAUAUAGGACAUUAUUCCAGUAGACUAUGUCUAAAAAACUCAGGGUUCUGACACAGAGUAUACCAACAUGUUUUUACUUCUUAAAAAAAUAACCCAAAACACAUUGAUUAUUAGCUAUUAUGCACUUGCCAGAUGUGAUUUUGUGGACACAUGGUUACGUGUUAUAUGAAGGGUGUAUGUAAAAUAAACAUUAUUUACAAGUUA